CUCCGCCUAUUCAUUGUCAUUUUCUUUUUAGUUUAUUUUGUUUAUUCAGGUUUUUUAUUAAAUAAUUUUCAAACUGUCACGCAGCAGUUUUGUUGGUGUAUUUUCCUGGAAAACAAUCGCUUUUCGUUUCUUAACCGUAACAACGUUAACGUUCAUCGAAAAUUGUUCAAUAAUAGCACGGCAGAGAGGAGUUUAUCGACGAGUCAACAUUCACAAUGAACAACAACAGCAAUUUUUCGCAGAUAUCAGCUUAUCAACGAUCCGAUAUUCACUCAACGCUUAAUGAAUUCAAUAAAUUGUUUGAGGAUCAAUUAAAUUCGAUAAACAGCCAAGAUAGCGAUAGCAUGAAGACAAAAGUCCAGAUCUAUGAAGAAUGGGUGAAGAGGCUGCUGGAAGAAAUAACCACCCUUGUCGACUGUAUCCAAGAAAUGGAGAAACAAACCGCUCACGGCCUGGACAACUUAACGUCGAAUUUGAAUAAGGCCUGCAUGCCGGAUGAACGAGUUAAGGCACUGCAAAAUGAUCUGAAUGCAACUGUGGAAAUAAUUCGACGGGCCAGAGUUUACGGCCAGUGGAACACUGAGGGUAUUCAAUUGAAGCAUUUGCGAUUCACCGAUAUUUUUGGUGAUCGGUCUCAUUACGAGAAGCACACAUAUUUGGAGUUCGAGCGGCCGAGUCCACAAAAUCCCAAUUUUUUCACAUUGAACAUUGAGAUGAAUGCUGAGCUGAUAGAAGGCGAUGGAAAGGGUGACUCAGAAAAACAACUCAGCAAAACGACCUCCUCACCGCAAGCAUUUCCAACAGCCAGUUUUAUCCACGAACUUGAUACCGAUCAUGCUAACAUCAUUAACGAUGCAAGGAUCAAUUAUGCUGAGCAGGAAAUGUUAUUUAAAAACGUGCAAAAUCGUAACGCCGAGUUAAUGGAUGAGAUUGAACGACUGAAAAAAGAAAAUCAACAGUUGGUGAAGGGCAAUCUGGACACACGAGUAUUAGUUGAAGAAGUGGCUGUCCGACACGACGAAAUUCAGAAGUUGAAGAGCGAGAACAUAUCACUGGAAGAACAACUGAAAAAGCAGAACCAAAAUAUGUGCUUCAAAGACCAGAUCAUCAAAGAGCUACGAAAAGAUUGCAAGAAGCUAUCAUCAUCUACGCCGCCCAUGUCUACUAAAAUCGUUCAAUCAACUGGAAGCUCUGAGCUGUCCAGAAAUCUAGAACAGUCGGACAAUAACGAUUCCAAUGAUGACAUCAUCUUAGAAAAAAGUUACAACCGAAAAACUGAUAUUACGAAUCGGCUUCUGGAAAUUUUCAACUUCGUUCAAUCAUCCCUACAACCGAGCGAAUAUGUUCAUCCCAAUGAUGCGGGCGUAUUAUUGGAUUAUAUGCCCUCAGCCCGUAUUAACGACACUAUAAGUGAGGAGGAUCUGAAUACAGCUCUCAUGUCAUUCGCCGCCAGAAUGAAUUCGUUAGAUAAGGAAAACGCAAAGCUCCAAGCCGAAAAUGAGAAGCUGAAAGAGGAUUUGACGGAGAAGAUAAAAGAGGGUGGGACAGCUGACACUGUCAUUCAAAUGCCAACUGUUGAGGAAGCUAUCGUAGAAAAGAAUCUGAAUAGCGUGGUACAAGAGAUAACGCAAAUGGAUAGGCAUUUGUCGGACGGUGGCUCAUUGUUUGCGAGCAGCAACGUCGACAAACUGACGAGUCAAGUGGCUGAACUGCGGAUUGAAAUUGAAUCGAAAAAUAAAUUGGUCAGCGAAAAGGAUUCAAUAAUUGCAUCGUUAAUCGAAUGUGGAAUACUAAAAGAUCGUGAAUUGAAUGACUUAAGGAUCCGGACGUGCCCAAUGGAACGUGACAGUUGUAUGACCUGCAAUGAUAAAGCGGUUGAUAAGCAUUUGACUACCGUGGGUCUCAUGAAUGUGAAUACCGGCGAUAUCGGGCAACUAGCAAAUUUGAUGGUUGAUUUACAGCAAGAAAUCGAAUCCAAAGACAAACUGUUAAAAGACAAAGACGAAUUGAUUGUGGACUUAAGAAAAAGUGAAUCGUCGAAGACUUGUGAACUGCUGGAAUUGAGAAAGAAAAUCGAAUCGGAUCGCAAUCGUAAUGAAGAGACGGUGAGCAACCUUAGGGACGCUUUGGAUAUUCACAUAAAAACGAUAAAUCAACAGCAGCUAGGAAAUAAUCAUCUAGAAAAUAAAAUCAAGGACCUUCAGCUUUAUAUCAGCAAUAUCGACCGUAACUACGUUCUACUGCAGGAGAAAUGUAGUAAAAUCCAGUCAGAGUGUAACGAUCAACUUACGACCAUUUCUAAUUUACGGUCCGUCGUUGAGGAGUACAGUAAGCGACCGGGAGUCUACCAUGAGUCGAAUAACGACAGUCUCCCGAUCGACACAUUUAUCUUCAGUGAACAAAUUUCUGAUUUAUUCAGUGAGAACAUUCAAUACGAGAAGAAGAUAAGUCUUCUGCAGGAUGACAACUUAUUUUUACGAGGCGAAAUGUAUCUGUGGUCGCAGGAUUAUAGCUAUCUGGAAGAUAAAUAUUUAGACCAUUUAUCGGAAACCCGCAAACACUGCGAAAAUAUCUCCUCGAUUGACGCUGAAAAGAGGAAUUUAAAAUGCAACCAACCGAAUGACUGCAAGUCAAUUCUUACCAAAAAUACAACGGCCGUUAUACAUUAUAUUAAAGCGAUGGAAGACAAUAUAAUUGACGAAUUGAAAAACUAUACGCCUUCCAUAGAAGACUUUAGGAGCUUCAAGCAGUAUGUUGAAGAGCUCAGUUCCCAAUUGAAUGUUCUCUCGAACGAAUCAAAAUUUAGCCAGAAGUUGAUUGAAGAUUCAACGUUGCUGUUCGAAUCGUUUCAACACGUACAGCACGAGAAUGAUAAUCUUAAAAGGAAAUAUGAGUUAUCGCAACAACAAAUACAAUUAUUCGAAUCAGAAGCAAAUGAGCUACGAAGUCAAAACACAACGUUAGAGUGCCAACUCAAUGACCAGAAGGCCAAAAUGAAUGAUCAAAUGGAACAAAUCAAACGAAUCGAAAACGACAAAAACUCGUUAACCGUUCAAUUGAAUCAGAAUUCAUUAACAACGACGAAAAUCACAGAACAAUCGCAACAACGCCAUCAAAAAGAUAUCGACGAAUUACUAAUCAGUCACCAGGAAUAUCAAAAGGCGAAAGAUAUGUCCGUACAACUAACAAAUGAUGUGGCUCAGCUGAAAAUAACGAUCGCUGAACUGAAUCAAGAAAUCUUGCGACAAUCGAUGGUACUGGAAAAGCAGAAAGACGACCGCUACACAAUGAGUAAACAAUUGGAGUCUGCCUUUGAGAUUACAGAAAAAUUGAAAUUUACCAUCGACUCCAAUCUAAAAUCCAUAUCACAUUUGCAGGAAGAAAAUGAGAAGCUUAAGGAAGAGCUGAACCAGAGCAUUUCCACCAUCGAAAAACGCCAGACUGACUAUAACGCUAUGGAAUUGGAAAUGAUCAACAAAAACGAUACGCUACAACAAUCCAUCGAUGAGCAUAUUAAAGCGCGCCGUAUAUCCGACAAAUCCGUCCUGGACAUGUCUGUUCAAAAUCAAAAAUUAAAUCAGCAAAAUGACGAUCUGGUCGGAGAGAUAGCUCAUCUGAAAGAUGAAAUCGAUCGAUUUAAACGACAAAUUAAAUCUCUCGAAAGUAACAACAGUUUAAUCAAUGACAUGCAGGCCGAUGUUGGACACGUUCGUUCGCAAUUGGAAAAGCUUUUAGUUAACCUAACAGAAAAAGAAGCCGAACUAACUACCCUGAGGAAACAAAAUUCAGCGUUAAACCAACAAUGCGCAACGCAUGUGAACGGUCACCGGUUACUUGAGACCAAAUUGAAUAAAGUGAUAGAGAAAUGUAAGGAAAUGAAACAGGAAUACGAUUUGUUGAAAAGCAAUUACGAAAAUCUUUACGAAAUCAAAGAAAAAUUAACCGAGUCGUUGUCUGUCUCACAAAAUGCGAUCGGUGAACUGAAGGAACGCGAAAAUUUAGCCAAUCAUUUGCUCGCUAAACAAGAUGAACACAUACGAACUUUACUACACGAUCGAUCAGCACUUAAAAUGAAAAUGGACCAAAUGCACCGUGAUAUGAUCAUACUAAACAGUAGAUUGGAUACGGGCGACUAUCAAUCAUAUCAGUACUCCCCAUCAUCCGAAACGGUUACGAGAAAAACUAAACUGAUAAAAUACCGAAGUGUCCCGUCUUUAAACACGCCGGAUGAAACAUUGCAGUCAAUACAAAGGAUUCGACGAAAAAUAUACGAAACUAGAAGCUUUUGGCAAAACGGAAUGGACGAGGCGUUCAAAUGAAUCAAAAUGAAUGAAUUAUGGUGCACCAAACAAGGGAAAUUUUACCAUUUGAUUUUCAAUGCAUUUAAUUUAUGAUUUCGUUUCACCUUUGAAUGGAUUAAAAUCUACGUUUACUUACGAGGUA
Molecule: messenger RNA, 4443 nt
Organism: Bradysia coprophila
Lineage: Eukaryota; Metazoa; Arthropoda; Insecta; Diptera; Sciaridae
Source: RefSeq, a predicted model, not a curated record